UUUCUACUGCAUAACACUGUUGCUAGCGCACACAUCAAAACACUCAACAAUAAACAAAAAACAUUUUUUAAAGAAAAAUGUUAACACAAGCGACAAAUUAACUGCGCGAGAUAAAAUCACGUAUCGCGUGCUACUCGUUUAACCGCACUGAUAACCGCCAAUUCAAGAGUAGAAUGUAAAAAAGGCUUCCGAUAAACUGUAAACUGCAACAAGCGCAAAACGUGCAUCGCCAACGUGCUUUCAGCCCUGGUCUCACUUUCGCGAAUUCUCCCCGGCAUCCCACUUUUCAAUCCUCAAUUCCGCGUAACGUCGGCUGUAAUUUGUACCGGAUUGCAUUCGAUUAUCCGCCUGGGCACGAACAGUAACUCCCCAAAAAUGGAGGCAGCUAUUCUGGAUAUAAUCAACGGGAUCCUGGCCAUGGACACGGAACGAAUCCGUGAGUCCACAGACAAGAUGUUAAAGGCCUAUGAGAAUCCAGAUUCUCUGCUGGUUCUCACCCAGAUCAUAAUGUCGGACAGGCCGGUCCAGGAGCGGCAGGUCGCCGCCGUGCUCCUCAAAAGGCGGGUCAAAAAGUUGCGCCACUGGCAGUUGGUUCCCGCCGAGCACCAAGCAGUAAUUAAAUCGAACAUGCUGCAGGUCCUCAUCGCGGUGAAGGAAAAGACCGUGAAGGGCACGGUGGCCUUUAUAAUUGGAUCGCUGGUGCGCCACGAGGAGGAAAAGCAAAACCCCUGGAGGGAGGAAAUACUGAAGUUUAUUUACGAACGUUGCAGCAGUCCCGAUCCAACAGAAAGCGAGCGGGGCAGCUCAAUCUUUUCCACGCUCAUGGACGCUGCUCCCGAUCAGUUUUCGAACCACACGGAUACUAUCUUCCCGUUGCUUGCCGGCACUCUAGUAACCGCCGAGGCGAAUGGGAACAUGGCCACACCCACCGUGCAUAACAUGCUGGCGGGUAUAUGCUUCCUGUUGCCUUUCGUCAGUGGACAUAGUAAUGCUGAGCAGAUUGUGGUUAAGGCUGUGCCGCUCAUUCUCAAGGCCCUGGGCGCCUUCGCCGAAAAGGGGGACAGUAAUGAGUUCAUGGGUGCCUUUGAUAUCAUGGACAGCAUGGCCGAGUAUGUGCCGCACUUGCUGACCGGCAAUGUGAAGCUAAUUCUAGAGUUUUGUCUGACGAUUGCGAGAAACAAGCAGGUCGACGCUGCGAUUCGGGUUCAGGUGAUUACCUUUGUGGGCAGCCUAAUUCGCCUCAAGAAGAAGAUUAUUAUGAAGCAGAAACUACUCCAGCCCACUCUAUCGGUUAUCUUCGAAGUGAUUUGCCAGGACGUCCUUGACGAUGACGAUGAUUACUUUUCCUCGGAGAGCCUGAAUAGCCCAUCCAAUGCAGCUGCGCAGACACUGGACCUGAUGGCCCUUCACAUGGUGCCGGACAAGUUUAUUCCGCCACUACUGGAAUUGCUGGAGCCUGCGUUGCAGAGCCCGGAACCCGUGCUUCGCCGUUCCUCUUUUAUUUGCAUGGGCGUCAUUGCCGAGGGCUGCUCCGAGGCCAUUGGGAAAAAGUAUCUGCAGGUCAUGCUAAAUAUCAUCAAAGCUGGAGUUUUGGAUUCUGUUAUGUUGGUGCGGACCGCCGCAUUCUUCGCCCUCGGCCAGUUUUCCGAGUUUCUUCAGCCGACGAUCUGCAAGUUUGCUCCUCAAAUUCUUCCCGUGCUGUUUGACUAUCUAAGCCAGCUGGUAAUGGAACUCAAGGCUGGCCAUAACAGCAAUGGGGCAAAUCUCGAUUCCGUUCCUGCCAAAGAUUCCAUAAUGUACUUAGACAUGAUACAGAUCAAACGAAGAUCGGUCCUCGCCAAAUAUAGGAUUGGUACGCCUAAUCCGAAACAUAUGGAUCGUAUGUUCUAUGCCCUGGAGACCUUUUGCGAGAAUCUGGAUGAGGAAAUUGUUCCUUAUUUACCCACACUUAUGGAUCGUCUGUUUGGGGUUAUGGAACCGCAGAACACGAAUCGAAUGCGUGAAAUGGGUUUGUCGGCCAUAGCAGCGGUGUCAACAGCAGCUAAGGAACACCUGAUGCCAUAUUUCCCCAGGAUCAUGACCGUACUACAGGGCUGUCUGGUGAAGGAUUGCCCAAAAGAAAUGUACAGUCUCCGCAUCCAAGCUAUCGACACUCUGGCCGAGCUCUGUCGCGAAGUGGGCAAAGAUAAUAUUAUUCCGCUUGCCGACGAUACAAUGAAUUUCUGUCUGAUGAUGCUAGAAGAUGGUCCGGAUGAUCCCGAGUUCCGCAGGAGUAUAUACAACCUGAUGUCCUCCCUGUCAUCGGUUGUCAACGAGAGCAUGGCCAGUGUGUUCCCCAAGUUCAUUGAUCGCAUAAUGGAAUCUGUGAUUUCUUCGGAGGACAUGGUGCCAAAUGUGUCGGACAAUGCGGAGGAUGAUUUGGCUUUAGAAGAUGCCGCCAAUAUAGAGAUUGAUUUAGAGCACACAGACGACGAAGAUGACCAAGACGCUUACCUGGUGGAGAAUGAUUAUAUCAUUGAAAAGGAGGAGGCCAUUAUGUCACUCAAGGAGUUUGCUACCCAUACGGGCGCCGCCUUUGCGCCCUAUUUGCAGUCUGCAUUCGAGAACGUCUACAAGAUGAUUGAUCAUCCGCAGAGCGACGUUCGUAUGGCGUGCAUUGACUCCAUCUGCGCGUUCAUUACGGCUCUCCACAAGUUGAAUGAUGCCGUCGGCCUGAAGCGCGCCUGCGAGAUUGCCAUUCCAAAGUUUGCACAUAUAAUGCGCACCGACGACCAGGUUGGGGUCGUAAACCACUUGCUUGACGUCCUCUACGAUGUCUUCAAGAACGUGCCGGCGAUUAAUAGCCAAGAGCACGCCGAACUAAUUUUCGCUUGCAUCAGGGACAUUUUCACAAAUGAAAUGGCCUGCCAGUUUAACGAGGAGAGCGGCGGCGGAGAUGAUGAGUAUCCGGAGGAAAGCGAGAACGAAGAGAUGCUGUUCGAGAACGCUGCCAAUCUGUUCCCCAUGUUUGGCUUAACCAUUCAGCCGGAGCUGUUCUCGCUUUAUUUCGGACGCCUUUACCAUUUCUAUAUUCAAAGGCUGGCGAAGGUAAAGGACUUCGAUUUACCAGAAGGGCGGGCGUUCGUCUAUGGCGCACUGGCUGACUGCUGCAGGGCGCUAAAGGGAUGCUGUGCUACUUACUUCGAUGCCCUACGUCCCAUUUUUAUCGCCGGUUCCAAGGAUUCUGAUGGCAAAGCGCGACAGAACUCCUAUUUUGCACUAGGCGAAAUUGUCUUCCAUUCCGAGGAAAAAUCAUUACAGUCUUAUCCGACAAUUUUGCAAGCCCUUUCCGAAGCAAUUGUCAGGGAAUCCGUUCCCGCCGCCAUGGACAACAUUUGCGGAGCAGUUGCUCGGCUCAUAGUUACCGACCUAGAUUCAGUGCCGCUUGGCCAGGUGCUGCCCGUGUGGCUCAACCAUUUGCCACUGAAGGAGGACACCGUGGAGAACGAUGUGAUUCAGAAGGCGUUCCGCGUGCUAUACUUGAAGGCCCGCCCCAGCAUAGAGGCACAUCUUGAGCAAAUCCUGGCCAUCACCAUAGAGUCGAGUUACAAGAAACAGAUGCCUGACGUCGAGACAACACAGAGCGCUGUGGCCCUCAUCAAGGAGAUUAGCGCCAACUACCCGGAACUGUUUAACAAAGUAUCGAACAUGAAUCCAGAAGUGUUCAAUUAUGUGCAAGCCCUGUAAGCCUACAUAUCCGCGUGAAAACCACCAAACAGCUCAGCACAUCUAACGUCCUCCGCCCACAGAUUCAUUUAUUGGAAGUAAUGAAAGAUUUUUAUACGAAUACUUUCGAAAUAGUCUUAAAUUUCAGUUGUGCUUCUGUGGAGUUAAAUCAUUCAAGAUUAGUGAUCUUUAAAAUUGCAAGAUGUAGGUUUCUACGCGCCGAAAAACAGAGGCAAAUGUUUUCUAACUUAUAAACCACAUCCAGUGAGGCAUUAAUAUGCAUUGAACAAUAAAGGGAUUACUUGUUUUUAUUGAA
Molecule: messenger RNA, 4021 nt
Organism: Drosophila simulans
Lineage: Eukaryota; Metazoa; Arthropoda; Insecta; Diptera; Drosophilidae
Product: importin-4
Exons: 9
Coding region: 376-3726 (1116 amino acids)
Biological process (GO): protein import into nucleus
Cellular component (GO): nucleus; cytoplasm
Molecular function (GO): nuclear import signal receptor activity; small GTPase binding
Source: RefSeq, a predicted model, not a curated record